Cladocopium goreaui is the source of this 4605-nucleotide messenger RNA. The record is from the annotation of a GenBank genome assembly. NCBI's taxonomy places the organism in Eukaryota, Dinophyceae, Suessiales, Symbiodiniaceae.
AUGGCUACUCCUGCUGAAGAUACUCUUGCGAGAGAGAUCGAAGCUGACAUGGACAGGCACGUGGAGGAGGCCAAAGCAGCAUCCGCUCUGGAACCUCCAGCGGACGCGGCGGCGGCAACGCCAGCUGACGCCGCUGUGGAUACUCCUGCGCAUGACACUGCCACAUGUGCAAAGUGCAAGACAGAAGGCAAGGUCGAUGAGAUGAUUUCGCGACCGAGUUUUCGCGUCGAGCUGAGGCACAUUUGCCGUCCUUGCAAUGCUGUCGCGACGCAAUUCCAUCGAAGAGGCGUGCAGCUGACGGAGCUUCUGAGCGAAGAGUCAAUGGUUGCAUUCUUCUCAGAAUGUGCGUUGGAGAGGAAGAACGCGGAGGAUGGCAGGCUGUUGUUCGCGCGCGAGGUGCGCCGCGAGAAGCGUGGCGGAUAUGCAGGUGAAUGGCAACCUUUGACGUACUGGGAAUUGAAAGGCUAUGAUACUGAGCGCAUCAAGGCAACCUGUCCCAUGGAAGAACACAGUGCUUUGGGAGAGACUUACAAGGUGUCCAUCCACACUGAGUCAGAUGAGACGCUGCACGCGCAGGCUGAGCAGCGCAUCACGCAGAUGGAGUCUGAUGCCCAGCAACGCCGGCUGGCGGCAGCAUCUGCGCCGGGCGUGCCUGCCUUGGAGCUCGAGGAGGCUAUGGAGGCGCCUGCUGCAGCUUCGAAGGGCAAGCGCAAGGGACCGCUCACGGAAGAAGAGAAGCAAGAGAGGAAGCGUCUUAAGACGCUGGCAAAACAGCGCGAAACAGAACGCAAGGUUGCCACAGCAGCAGCUGCCAAGCUGCUGCCCUCUCUGAAGACGUGCCUGGAGAAAUUGGAGACGAAGCUGGGCGGCCUCGAUCAUGACACAUUACCACCAGCUACACUGGAGCAAGCAGUGAAUGCGGUGGAAGUGCUGACGGAAACCAUUGCCGGAGCUACCAAGCUGCUCAACGCCGCUGCCACCGGCAAGGCUGGCGACGCAGUCGAUGUGGACUGGAAGAAAGAAAAAGAUCUGCAGAGUCGCAUGAAGGACGGCCACGCAGCGCACAAAGCUCUGGUGGACUUCGCGCGGAGCGAUCUCAUGGCAUUGGGCUGCUGCAGCAAAGACUACAACAGCGUGGCGCAUCGCUGCUGGAACUAUGUGCGCUGUCGUCAAAUUGUGCGCUUGAAUAUGGAACGGCUGGAAAAAGAAAAGAUGUCAAAGGCAAAGUGCGACGCGGUGGCGGAUGCAGCCUGCUAUCCACCGGCCAAACGGCAAAAGAUUCUAUCGGCCUUAGCCCGAUGGAGUGGCCGAAGCAUCCAUGGCAUGCAAAGCGUGCUGAAGGGAACAAAAGCAGACAGAAGACCAAGUGGCGCGGCGGUCCGCGCUAUGGCGCGGGCACUGGCGCCAGCCAGGGCUUGCUUCAAACUGCUCGUGGCGCCGGCAAAGACUGCUGACCCCCCGCCGCAGCAGUUCUGCGUGGCGGAUGUGAAGCGACUGCUACAGUAUGUCGCGCAUGAAUGCCCUUGCUUCCAAACCUUUCUAUCGAGUUCCCAGGGCCAUCUGCCGCUGCGGGUUGUGCUCUCGCACGAUGAGACCACGGGCGGAAACGUCUUGGCAACAGACCCGAGGCAGAAAGCAACAAUUUUCUACCUCACAUUUGUAGGACUGCAAUCGAUCCAUGAGUCGCCAAGGGCGUGGAUUCCACUGGGGGUCUGCUCGCAUGAGCAAGUGUCUCGAAUACAAGGUGGAUUGUCGAAAGUACACAGCCUAUUUUUCGAAGAUUGGCAUCAGCAAAACUUAGGCCAAAGAUUCGAAGUUGCUCCCGGCGUCCAGGUCAUGUUGGAAAUAGCCGCAUUUUGCGCUGACAUGGACGCACAGCGCGCCGCGCUGGAAGCGAAGGGGUCCGCAGGACUGCGACCUUGUGCCUUCUGCAUGAAUUGCGUCAGCGCGUACAGUGAUGCGGCUAGCCAGACCGACGCUUUGCACUCCAUUGCAGAGAAAGACAUCAGAAAAUUCAAGCAGCACACACAAAGGGGCCUACAGGCUUGGAUGCGGUCAGCUUGGCAGAAAUGGCCAACUAUGACCGCGAAAGAACAAGACACCGUUUCGAAAUGCUUGGGCUACAGAGUGACAGGAGAUGGCAUGUGGCAAUCUGAAGCGUGCUGCGCUAUGGUGCCACUGCAUAAAUGCAUCAAUGACUCCAUGCAUGUGUACUUCAGCAACGGAGUAGCAUCUUUAGAACUUUGCUUGCUUGUUGCUGCUGUGAAGAAGGAAACGAAUAAAGAUGUAUCGGACAUGCUUGCAGCCGUUCAAGAGAGUGGCUGGCAGCGGUCUGGGAUGGCAAAGCGGGGUGCCCAAAAUAAAUGGUGGACGAAAAGACUGUUCACUCCAAGCUUUUUUAGCGCCUCUAUGUACAAGGGAUCUGCUAAGCAAACGCAGGCACUUAUCAGCUUGCUGCGCUGGCUUGCAGAAGGAGUUUGGGUUCACCAGCCCCAACUGCGCGUGGCCGCAGAGUCCUUCUUGAAGCUCUGCGUGUGUCUCGACGUGCUGAAAAGCAUCUCUCAGACCCGUGCGUUUGAUGAGCUUGCUGCCGCUCAAAGAGAUCACAUGGAAGCAUUUCAACGUGCUUGGCCGGAUUUUUUCCGCCCGAAGCAUCACCACGCGCUGCACCUUGGAAUGCAGUACGCGGAGACGGACUGCUCCCCCAACUGUUGGGGAACUGAAAGCAAGCACAGAGAAUAUAAGGACACGUUUGCUCGCAUCCUGCAGCACCGGCUCACGCAAACAAGAGGAGGAGCUGCAUUUGGCGAAAGCCUGAUGCCAAGACUGCUCAACCGCCAUGUGGAAAUGCUGAAUCAAAACCCGAUUGCACCACAUGGGUUUUUGCUUCUGAAGCAAUUUACUUCGGAAGAAGUAUUGCGCGUGGUUGGAAUGGCACACUGCGAGAUGUCUUCGCAGUGCCGCGUUGCCAUGCUGGAGCUCAAAGAUGGAGAUCUCCUUCUGUGGAACCACGCAUACAAUGCUGGUCGUUGCCAUUUCUUCCUGUCCAAAAACAAUGAGCUGUACAUAUACGUCACGAUGUUUGAGCUGAAAAAUCGAAGCGCAGCCUUGCGAAGCUUUCAGGCCACUGGUCACAAGAAAAUGAUCAAGUGGUCAAAUCUUCUGGCGUUUUGGUGGCACGGCCUGAGCGACAUGAUUUUUUUCCCCACGAAUCAGUGGCGGAAGCGGGUGAUGGUUCUACCACCUGAGCUCCACCUCUAUGCCGAGAACAUUUUAAGGCGAUUCCCUGAGGAAUUCAUGGCCCUCGGCGCACCCAAUUUGGAGGAGAUUUACGACCUGCGGCCAAAUGGCACCUGGUCCAAAAAGAUGGUGGAGAGUAGUGCGGAAAAGACCAUUGAGAUCACCAUGAGGCGUUGGUCGGCCGGUAACCCGUAUGCCGGCCCGCCGACGAUGGUUUCGCCCUAUGCCAUGCACGGUGGCUUUGCCGCCGCUCCACCACAGGUUGCGGUGUGCGGGGACUGGGACCCUGACCCUGCACUGGACUGGGAAAAGAACUUGACAAUGUUCAAUGAAGAAGUCGCCAUGAAGUCUGCGGAUGAGAACCAGAUUGUUUGGGACCUGCUGGAAUGGGGCAAUCUGGAAGCACUGAAGAAGUUCACGCCUGAGAACUUCGAUUGGCGCGCAUUGCAUCCCACCGAAAAGAACACAUUGCUCAUGGAGGGAGUGGCUUGCGGACUGGCAGGGCCCAACGAAGCGUAUUUGGACAUCAUCGAGUGGCUGGUUCGCUCCGGCGCCGAUGCAGGGCAGCGGACGCCCUCCUCGAGUCAAGGAAACUACAGCAUUUGGUUGAUCGAAGAUCCAGACAAGACCAAGCUUACGGUGGCGUACAAGGGCCACUCGGCCAUCUCCUACCUGCUCGCCUGGAAACGCGAACUCCAGGACAAGGCGGAGUGGUCCGAGAACUUGGCGUAUUUGGACAAGGCCUUGGCCAAGAUCACCUUGGCCACGCGGCCGCGCUCCUUGGGCCGACCGAAGGUGGCAGUGGACAAUUCCAUCGUCGAGUUGUGGGAAAAGGUCUUAGAUGCCACAGCGUCGCACAAUCUGACCUUUGAAACAGCUGAUGGCACCGUCACGGCUCAUGCGCAUGUGCUUACAGCAGCUUCACCCGUCCUGAAGGCCAUGUUGGAUUCCUCCAUGCAGGAGGGCGAGAGCCGGCGAAUUCGACUGGAGGACUGUAGCAGUGCCAGCGUCUCCUUAUUCCUGGAGACCUUGUACACCUGCUCUACCCGCAGUGAUCCCAAGUCGCAGACGGUGCUCAUGGCGCUGGACCUGGCGCAUCGUUGGCAGGUGUUCGCUCUAGUCGCGAUCUUCUCUGAGGUCUUGCAGGGCAUGUUGUGCGAUGAGAACUUUGUGGCCAUUGCCGAGGCGGCGGUGCUCAAGGAUCUGGACUCGGUGAAAAAGGCGUGUCACCACUUUGGUUUGGAGUCGAGGUCUGUUCAGGACCGAUUGAAGAAAGGUUUGCUUCCCAAGACGGUUCAAGAUCUUUUUGGACACAAGGUGACUUCUGCGAAUUCGGAACAGCCCAAGAAAAGACGCAGGUUCUGA